CUGUCGGAUCCUUCCUCAGGCCUCUCCUACAGGAUCUGAAAUGUUCUGUUUUGUCUCCACAGGGCAGGCCAAGUCCUCACAGAAAAUUGAAGACUUGAUGGAUAUGGUGAAGAAGUUGCAGAAAGCGGGAAGCCUAGAGCCCAGGGUUGAGGUCCUGAUUAACCGGAUUAAUGAGGUCCAACAAGCAAAAAAGAAAGCCAGUGAGGAGCUGGGAGAGGCCCGGACUGUCUGGGAGACCCUGCAGAAGGAGCUGGACUCGCUGAGUGGAGAGAAAGUGCGCCUGAAAGAGAUCUUGAGUAAAAAGCAAGAGACCCUGAGGAUCCUCCGGCUCCAUUGCCAGGAAAAGGAAAGUGAGGCACAGAGGAAGCAGACCCUGCUAGAGGAGUGCAAGGAGCGAAUCUGUGCCCUCAACUUCCAGAUUGAGGAAGAGAAGAGCAAACAGAGGCAGUUGAGAUUGGAUUUCGAGAAACAGUUGGAGGAACUGAUGAGCCAGCACAAGGACCUCUGGGAAUUCCAUAGUCCAGAGCAGCUGGCCCAGGAGAUUGGCGCCCUGGACAGCAGCAAUGAGCAAUUGCUCAAGGAAGAGAAGCUGGUAGAAGCAAAGCUGGAGGACGUGAAGAACCGCCUGUGCUCCCAGUUUGGUACCAGGGGCUGCUCCGCCAUCACCGAGGGGCUCUUCCUCCGCAGCAAGGAGGCAGCAGCUGCAGUCCAUCUGUUUGAGGAGGAGACCAGAAAGGCCCAGGAGCUCCUGGAGGACACUGCCCAGCGCCACGAGCAGCUGCAGGGGGAGUGCCAGCAGCUGCAGCAGAGGAGGCAGAGGCUGAAGGAGGAACUGGAAAAGCUCGGAGUGCAAGUCACUUCUCAAUCCCAGAGCAAACAAGAGGAUGGGGCCAGCCCAGAAGAAGCUGCCAAUCCAAAGCCCCUCGGAGUCAGCGAAGAGAAAGAUCCAGAGCUGCCCACUGAGCAGGGCCUGGUGCCCUCCUAGGCGAGGAGGCCCCCUGCCCUGGAGCGUAUGGCUGGGCUUUAGGAAAUAAAGGCACUAUUUCUGUCCACCUGCCUCAGCUGUGUCCACUCUGGGGGGUUGGGGAAGGGGAGGAGAGGCCGCUGGA
Messenger RNA from Myotis davidii, 1109 nucleotides. RefSeq names its product synaptonemal complex central element protein 1 (gene SYCE1). The record is from RefSeq and is a predicted model, not a curated record. Gene Ontology annotation, biological process: synaptonemal complex assembly. The coding region runs from base 41 to 985 and encodes 314 amino acids. The transcript is spliced from 13 exons. Gene Ontology annotation, cellular component: synaptonemal complex. Lineage: Eukaryota; Metazoa; Chordata; Mammalia; Chiroptera; Vespertilionidae.